GGUCCAAUUGGAUAAGUACAAUUUCUACGCCUUUAAGGAACUUACAAAAUUUUCUUACCUUACAAACUCGUAAACCUCAACUGAACAAGUAUCGAGAUGAAAGUUCUAAGCCUCAACUUCUUGACCUGCGCGGUCAAGGCGUGCAAAAGUUCGUCGAAUUCUUAUCCUCUGCACCCUAAAGAUGCAGAGCUGGUGCAGGAUGAUAUCGAGGUGAACGCAAAACUUUUGAUAAAUUUGCUGCCCCGCAUCGACUGGACGGCGCUAUCUACUACUGCGACAGAGCUCGGCUUCCCAGCCCUACCAUCGCAACCACCAACAGAGGAGGAAUUAGAAAGUGACGAGAAGACACUCAAGGAUCUCCAUAACUUACUCAUGGAAACGCAGAUUAUGGAGGGAAAGCUUGUUUGCGCCAACUGUGGCCAUGAAUACGCUGUUCGGGAGGGCAUCGCGAAUUUCCUCCUCCCAAGUCACUUGGUCUGAUCGCAUUAUCAUUUUGGCCGAGGGGAA
This is a messenger RNA of Hypoxylon trugodes, 507 nucleotides long. Its product is annotated as trm112p-like protein. The record is from RefSeq and is a predicted model, not a curated record. Bases 97 to 480 code for a protein of 127 amino acids. Gene Ontology annotation, molecular function: protein heterodimerization activity. Gene Ontology annotation, biological process: rRNA (guanine-N7)-methylation; tRNA methylation; peptidyl-glutamine methylation. Lineage: Eukaryota; Fungi; Ascomycota; Sordariomycetes; Xylariales; Hypoxylaceae. The transcript is spliced from 2 exons.